AAGCACACGUACUGUACUACUGUUCACAAAAGCCCAAGUUUAAGAUAAUACAUCCAAUAAUUUGACGACAUUAGUGCAAGUUUAUUUUUUUUUAUUGACAAAAAAGAAAUCAAUGCAUACAAGAAAUGCGGCAUUAUGACAUUUUUGCUUUAGAUGAUGAUUAUUCGAUUUUUCUGUGAAUAGCAUUAUGCAAAUCCGUCUUUAUUAUGUACAGUGUAGAAUAAAACCAAUACGUAUGCUUGGUAGUGUGCCUUUCAUCCUUGCAGAGUCGUUUGUAUCUACGUUCGCGUUUGCGUGUCGAGCUUUUUUAUAAGCAAUAUUAACGGUGAACAGUGGCUAGUCGGUAAUUACAGUAUGUCUAUUAUCGAUAAAAUUUCUUACUACCAGCGCAAUUUAGAGAACUGCGGUGAUGAUGAGGAUCGGAUAUUACAUUAUAUUUCGAAGCUAUAUAAGUUGCCUGUGACGGUACAGCAUCUUCAACAGACAGGUGUAGGAAGGACUGUGAACGGCUUCAGAAAAUACUGUGGCACUGUCGGUGAUGCCGCUAAAUCUCUGGUUUGUAAAUGGAAGAUUAUGGUGGUAGAUACUACAGAAGACUCCAGUGAUAGAGAAGAUGAGGAUGAAGCUCUUGUAAUUGAUGCUCAUGAAGAUUGUACCGGUACUCCUGAAUCUCCAAAACUAGAGGAUAUAGAAGAAGGUGAUUCUUCAUCCAAUCAAUCGUCAGAAUCAAAAUAUGUGCAUAAAUAUGAGAAAAUAAAGAGUGAAUUAUCUACAAAACAUAGUGUAGUGCAUUUGUCCAAGUCUAAGUCAGAGGAAAAGCAAGAGAUGCAUGAGAAAAGUAGACAUUCUUCUAAACAUUCACAUAGUGAAAGAAGGUCCAAGGAAUCAAAGAGCAGUAAGAGUACUGUGACUAAAGAAACUCAUAGCUCGAGCACAAAGCAUAGCCAUAACAAGGAUGAUUUAAAGAAGACUAAAGCAACUGAGAUUAACGAGGACAAUAAUAAGAAGAGAAAAACAACAGAUUCUACUUCUCUACCAAAGGAAAACAAGAAGAGGAAGCUGUCAGACAGCAAAAGUGAUGAUGAGAAACCUCAACUAUCUAUUUCAGAGCAUAAUCGUUCCCAACUAAAAUCUUCUGGAAUUCAGAUAGAGGUGAAAAUUAAAGUAGAAGAUGAACAGUUUUUAGCAUCUGAUAACAAACAAGAUGUUAAACAGGAGAAAUAUUUGCAGGGAAAAUCCAAGAGCAGUAAGCUCAAGUCCCAAGAAUCAGAUAGUAAAGCAAAGGGUAGCAGUGAAAAACAAAAGCAUAAUAAAGAACAUACUAGUCAUAAAAAACAUGAUACAAAAAGAAGCUCCAGUCAUCAUUCUAGCAAGGAAAUUUCUAAAGUUAGUUCGUCGAAAGUUAGUUCCUCUAGUAGUAAAGAUUAUAUUAAGAGCAAAGAUAAAGAUAAAAGAAAGGAACACAAAGAGGAUAAAAAUAAGCAUGAGAAGAAGAAAGAGACAAAAAUUAAAUUAAUGCAAGAUAUAAACGGUGAUAAAGGAAUUGAUUGCAAUUCUGGUGCAAGUUUUGCAGAAGCACUUGGCAUGUGCUCAAUGCCUCAACCAACGAAAAAGCGUCAGAGUAAUUCGUCCAAUAUGAAUUCCAGUAAAUUGAUUAAAACAGAACAGUUAUCGUCACCUGUUGAUAAUAGAAAGAUAUUAACUGUAAAAAGUGAGCCAGAAUGCGGCGACGAUACAAAUCCACCAUCUCUUUUAGCACCAAAUGUAAAACUGGAACCAUUGAGUGUAGAUUUGGCAUCUACAUUACCUGAAAUUAGUCCGAAUUACAAGCCACUGCCAUAUAUUAAUCCUGUGCAACGCAAGGAAGAAAUCAAACCUGUUGAUGAUAUCAUUUACGUCAAGAAUCAAAGAACAAAAGUAUAUUCUGGUAACAAAGUUGGUUACACGACCGUGCCGACAUUGUAUGAAAUGUGUAUCAGAGUAUUAAUAGAAAAUAUCGAUGCACUCGAGUUUACUGGCGGCGUACCAUAUGACAUAUUAAAGCCUAUUCUAGAACGUGCCACGCCUGAUCAAUUAUUCAUGUUAGAGCAUCACAAUCCAUACCUUAUAGAAGAUACAGACAUAUUAUGGAAAUACCAUUGUAACCGAGAAUUUAGGAAUAAUGAAAGACAAGAAAUGGAGUCAUGGCGUGAGAUGUACAUGCGUUGCUUGGAUGAAAGAGAAGCAAAACUGAAAACACUUACCGCCAAUAUCAAGCAAUCUAUAGACAAAUCCAUUCCAGUGAGAUCCGCUAAACUUGCUUAUGUGGAUAAUGUUGUGAAACCACCGCGCAAUGUAUUGAAAAAACAAGCAAAAUACGGUACAGCUAAUGCCAUUCCUGCUACCGUCUCCAGUGUAAAGAAAAAAUUAGUCAGCGGUGGUGCAACUAACAAUGCGACGAAUAUUGCUGUACCACCACCACCAAUGUCCCGAUUUAAAGCAUCAACAUCAAACAUGAAGAAGACAAAAGCACCACUUAUGGCAAAGGCGUUGCAAUUAAUAAAAGGUCGUUACAAACGAUAGUGGUAGUAGUAAUUUAACGAAUAUUACAAAUCAUUAAUCAUUCAAUUCCAGUAAGUUAUACAUCUGUUAUCAUUUUUUUAUAUUAUUACAUCGCGAGUUUAACACGUUCUCUGCCGUGUAAGGGGCAUGCGCUUUAAACUAAAUUUUGCGUUUAGCAACUUUAUAUUUUCAUGGUAAAUAUGUAUUAUAAUGGCAACCUCUCCUUUUUUUCUUGUAACUUUUAUAUUUUGUUUAUUUUGGCCUUUAAAUGAGAUUCUUAGAAGGAAAAUCGUCGGUCAUAUUUCGUUUA
This is a messenger RNA of Monomorium pharaonis (pharaoh ant), 2851 nucleotides long. RefSeq names its product transcription elongation factor B polypeptide 3 (gene EloA). Gene Ontology annotation, biological process: transcription elongation by RNA polymerase II. Lineage: Eukaryota; Metazoa; Arthropoda; Insecta; Hymenoptera; Formicidae. The record is from RefSeq and is a predicted model, not a curated record. Gene Ontology annotation, cellular component: elongin complex; nucleus. The coding region runs from base 355 to 2562 and encodes 735 amino acids. The transcript has 8 exons.